UCUCUCCUAAGCUUUCACGAUGCCGCUCACCCUGUUGUCUGAUAGACAGCGUAAGAUUAUUGAUGAGUUCUUCCCCGAUUCUGAAGAUCAUGCAGAGAUCUACAAGGACCUCCAUCAGCAUCCGGAGCUGUCAUGUCAGGAGCAACGCACCGCAUCGGUCGUCGCAGAGCGCCUGGAAACGGUUGGCUUCGAGGUCCACCGUGGAAUUGGCGGGUAUGGGGUGGUUGGUAUUCUCCGCAAUGGCGAAGGCCACACUGUCCUUCUACGCUCGGAGUUGGAUGCCUUGCCAAUCAAGGAGCAGACGGGCUUACCCUACGCCAGCAAAGUCGAACAGGUCGAUGCGGACGGGAUCAAGAAAGAAGUCAUGCACGCUUGCGCCCACGACAUGCAUAUGACGUGUUUGCUGGGGGUGGCAGCGCUCCUGCACGAUGCCCGGAAGUGGUGGUUGGGGACUCUGAUUGUUCUCUUCCAGCCCAAUGAGGAGCGACUCCUCGGCGCAAAGGCAAUGAUCGACGACGGGCUCUUCCAGAAGAUACCCCGGCCAAGCGUCUGCUUGGCCCAGCACUGCGUGCCUACCAAAAGUGGGACGAUCGCUGUCAAACCUGGGCGCGUCUUGGGUUAUUUGGAUUCGUUGAACGUCCGUGUGUAUGGCCGCGGGGCCCAUGGCGCGACGCCCCAACUAGCAAUCGAUCCAAUCAUGCUGGCGGCCAGCAUUAUCACACGGCUCCAGACGAUUGUCAGCCGUGAGAUGGAUGCAAAGGAGCCCGUCGUCAUAGGCUGCGGAACGUUCCAUGCCGGAACGGAUGCCAGCAUCAUCCCAGACUAUGCUGACUUCCAGCUCGACGUGCCCACAUUUUCCGCUGAUACCCAGAAGCUGGCCAAAGCCUCAGUGGAGCGUAUUAUACGAAAGGAAUGUGAGGCCUCUGGAUCCGCCACCGCUCCACAAAUUGUUACCGUGGUCAGCAGCCCAGCCAUCGACAAUGACGCCGUGGCGACAAGGCAAUUCACCCGGGUGCUGGAAUGCUAUUAUGGAAGCAGAUCCUCCGAGGUGGUCCAAGAAAUGCCACCAGAUAUUGUUGCAGAUGAUUUCAUCCUUCUCGCGUUGCCGCCUGGCGGGAAGCCAAUCCCGUACGUGUACUGGAACAUUGGCGUGACAGACCCGGAGACGUGGGAAAGAGCCAAUAGAGAAGGCAAGUUGCGAGAUUUGCCUCCCACUCACAGUGCCAUUUAUGCGCCAGCAAUUGAACCUACUCUACGCACCGGAAUUGAAGCACUGGCUUUAUCGGCAUUGACAUUUCUCCAGGUUCUGUGAGGACGACUUGCGACAUGUUAUGUUUAAUGGGGAAGCAUCAAAAGCGGUGGUCGGUAGGAACAAAGAGAUAGGACGUUCAUAGGGAAUAGAUAUCUCUUUCAUAUUGUACCGUAUAUGACGGAAUUGGUAGUUCUCCCUCGUAUGCUGGGGCAAGACCACACCACAUGUCUUCAGAACGUGAGUUUAUCUGCAUUCCAUCACAGAUAGCUGCCCGAAAUAUCAAUGGUAGCUUUCUCUAUGAUCUUAACCAUGCCCGUAAUCGACUGCUCCAUGUUAGUAUUUCCGGCCCACCGGCUGAGCUUGGUCGGAAUAUCUCCCCGAUCCAAUGCAAGCAUGGUGACGUUAAGGCUCUUGGCCUUCAUUUCGUGGGCCACUUUCACUCAGAUAGUCGAGGUCGAUAAUCUUAGCGCCAGUUGCCUCCAGCUGCCCGUGCG
Molecule: messenger RNA, 1746 nt
Organism: Aspergillus pseudotamarii
Lineage: Eukaryota; Fungi; Ascomycota; Eurotiomycetes; Eurotiales; Aspergillaceae
Exons: 1
Coding region: 20-1312 (430 amino acids)
Molecular function (GO): hydrolase activity
Source: RefSeq, a predicted model, not a curated record